AAAAGCAGGAAAUGCUACUCACUAGCCCCAAAGGCACGCGUGAGAGGCGUCUAAGGACGCAGAGCAGAGGAGGGUAGCAAAGAGGGGAGAGAGGUGUGAGGGGAGAGAUAGGGGGAGGAGUGCGCGGGGGGAAAGAGGGAGAGAAGUUGUUGAGGAAGAGGAGAGGAGAAGACGUGAAGGUGAGGAUCAGUAUAACAUUCGGAGAGCCAAGAAAAAGCACGUGCAGGAUCUUGGCAGCGAAACGGACAUGCCCAGGUGGAUGAUGUCACUUCAUGAUGUCCAGCUUGCAGUAGGGGUGGUUAUUGUCAAUAUAGAGAUGCUAGCCCUCACAAGCGCAAGAGGGAAACUAGGAUCUGCCGUUCUUCGUGCGAUCCUGGAAAACAAUCUUAUCGACUCUUCCGAGCUAGUUGUUUGUACUUCAUCGGACCCCAAACAUCCCCGCUUCGAUGCUCUACGCGAAAAGUCCAUAACCGUACGAUACAACAAUUUCGAUGACCCGGCCUCCCUCGAGCAAGCGUUUACAGGAUGCGACCGACUGUUCCUCGUAUCAUCUCCCCGCAUUUCUAUGGAUUUCAAUGAUGCGCCGCUGUGGAAGGGUCGCGAGGCACAUCAUCGUGCUGCCAUUGAUGCUGCCCGCAAAGUGGGCGUAAAGCACAUCUACUACACGUCACUUGGCUUUGCAAACCCGUCCAAGGCGGCCGUUAUGCGGGCGCAUAUACGCACUGAAGCAUACUUGCGUGAGCUCAAAGACUUGAACUGGACAAUAAUCAGAGAGGGGCUGUAUAACGAGAGCUGGCCUCUGUACUUUGGAUACUACUAUGGGUUGAAGGAAGAGACGAGGAAGGAGGUUAUCGUAGCAGGAGAUGGGCCAAUCUCUUGGACCGCGAUCGCGGAUAUGGCAUUUGGAACUGCCAAGGUACUCUCUUCUCCCCCAAGCGAAUGGGCCGGCAAGACAUUUUACCUGUCUCAAAACAAGACGUGGACGUUGCACGAUAUAGCACAAAUCGUGUCUCGAGUCCGUGGAGACGAGGUGCAGUUGGAAAUCGUCACUCAAGAUGAGUAUGAAAGAUACUACGCGGAAGAGAAGGGAAGGGAGCGGGCUGAGGUGGAAUGGUGGAGCACCACCUAUAAUGCCGUCCUUCAAGGAGAAUGCAAUAUUGUAGACACAACACUAGAGAACAUGUUGAGAGAGGCCGGGCGAAGACCCAAACCCUUGGAGGAGACGAUUAAGGAUAUGUUACAAUAACUUCGACCUCAGCGAAAGACUUAGUUCGCCCCUGACUAUUAAUCCAGGAAACCAACUGAUAAACGAAUAUAGUGCUAGAUUAGAAUAUGCUAACUCAAAAUGGGUUCAAGAGGCCCAUUGUUUCUCUAUGAGCUUCAUGACGAGGUGUGGUUUCGGUUUCCCGUUCACGCAUUUUCCCGCCGCUGGGGACAUGCGAACAGGAAGCAAGGAUGGCUUCACCUUCUGUCAAGCGAUUGACGAGAGCUCGCAGUAGAACAAUCGCCCUCUUGCGUAUAUACCAAGGGAAGGAGGCUUCUUAUAUACACGAAAUUAGCUAGAUUUUGAAAUAAGAACCUUUAGAGACUCC
Messenger RNA from Westerdykella ornata, 1592 nucleotides. Its product is annotated as NAD(P)-binding protein. Lineage: Eukaryota; Fungi; Ascomycota; Dothideomycetes; Pleosporales; Sporormiaceae. Bases 248 to 1246 code for a protein of 332 amino acids. The transcript is spliced from 3 exons. The record is from RefSeq and is a predicted model, not a curated record.